AUGACUGAUAUAAAACACACUCCGCUUCCAGUGACAAAUCCGUCUGCUACGCCACUGUGCGGGACGAUCUCCAACAACGGAAUUCUCGGAGCACGGACGUGUGACAGUAGAUUACAGUUCAUAUGUGAGGCCAACCCUGUAGACUGCGCCGCCCUCCGUGACUGGCACCACUGCCUCUGGUUCAGCGAUGCCGACGACUCCUGGCCGAAUACAAGACUCACAUGUCACCAGUUUCACACCGACCUCGCCUCCUUCCCCAACCCAGCGGAGUCUUCCACACUGAGAACCAAGCUGCAAGCGGCUGGCGUUUACUGUGGGUGUGUGCAGCUGGGCGACAGCGGCCAUCUGGAGUGGGGGCUGGAUGACUGUACUUCAUCAAAGCCCUUCAUCUGUGAGAGAAAGGUCCAUAAAGUUGACCUCGAUACUGAAAGACCUCCCCAUCCUAAGAAACACAUAAGGUGCAGAAACAUGAAGAAGAUGGAUAAAGAAGCUUUCCGUCAAGACCUCAUGUCCUCAGAACUUUUACAGGCCCUGCCAUCUGACCCAGACCAAUACGCUGAACUUUACAACAAAGUACUUCUUGAGUUGCUUGAUCAUCAUGCUCCCGAGAAGGGAUCUGUACUGGGACCGGUCCUUUUCACACUAUACACAAAGGAUCUCGGGACUCUCAUUGACCAGUUUCAAGUCUCGCGACAGUUGUAUGCAGAUGACACCCAGCUUCAUAACCCUAACUUCAUAACGGACCACAUGGCAGAGUGUUGUGACCAGAUCAAGUCAUGGAUGUUCACCAACAAGCUGAAGCUAAAUGAGGACAAGACGGAGUGUCUUCUGGUAGGGACAACACCUCGCCGAGAGCAGACCAACAUCAAGUCGUUUCACUUUGGCGAAACCACUGUUCCACUAUCUAACAGUGUUAAGGACCUUGGCGUGACUGUUGAUCCAGAGCUGUCAUUGGACCAGCACAUUACCAUCUUGUGCAGGACAUGCUUCCUACUCCUCCGAAACAUUGGAAACAUUCGAAAGCUUCUCACAAAGGAGUCAGCUAUAAUCCUUGUUCUCUCAUUGGUGAUGACAAGACUAGAUUAUUGCAACAGCCUCUUUGCUGGUGCAACAAAAUCCCAGAUUGUUACCACUACGUCUGCCAUCAUCGUCACCGGAAGCCCGAAGUCAGCCAUCACUGCCGCCACCGGAAACCCGACGUCAUCCACCAUUGCCAACGGAUACCCGACGUCAGCCAUCACCGUCACUGGAGACCCGACGUCAGCUGGAGGUAACCCGCUUACGUUCCCGGCACACCUGACAAUGAGUACUGCGCAUCCACGGACAGAACACACUACUUCCAGCGUGCUUGAGGCUGUCGAGGUAGUUGACAGCACCACGGUGACCUCAGAGCUGCCGAUGCGCCCUCGUUCGCUGACUCGCCGCCGCCUGCCUGCGCACAUUCACUCCUUAUUGCCUGCGCAUGUCCGCACCCGUAGAUCCAGACGCUGUCAUUCUCACUUGUUCCACGUGAACGCUCAUGAAUGCUGUUACAACGAGGCGUUACUCCGCUGCACAGACUACCACCUCAUCCUCACGUGCACGCCGCCAUACCCGAGGUGCACAUCUGCGCCUCGUAGCGGGGUUACAUCGACCCGAGCUGUUGCGCAUGCUCAGACACUAACUACAACUUCCACUUCUUCAACAGCAACAGCAGCACGACAUGCACCUCCGCCAACCGGAAUACCGUCAGAUCCACGUCUAAAGGAGAUACAGUCCACCAUGCCAUCCAAAGAAACAGCAAAGAGAAGAAUGUCUUCGACCUUCCAGAGUCCUGCUCUCACGGAGAAUAUGGAUUUUGACCAUAACGAUAGUUUCGCACUGUGCAGCGAAUCGGAUCAGCCGUUGGAUUGCCUUAUGAAUCAUAUUCAAGAUGGCGAUCUCAAACCAGAAGUGACAUACCAAGCAUUGUUCAAGCUAUUCCUCCAUCUUCGUAUUGCCAUCACAAUGUCUCCGUCACAGCAAGCAAAGACGAACUUCGAGAACUUCUUUCGGAUACUGAACUUUUUCAUAGAGGGCAGCUACAGUAAGCACUGGCACAGAUACAACAUGAGCCUGUGUGACGUCAUAUCCAUUGUGGAGGUGUUCCUGAACAGCAACAUCAAGCACCUGCCCCUUCGCGACGUCAUCAGGAGGACGUACUCUCAUGUUGAAAUAUUGAUUAAGCGUGUUCCUAGAAAUGGUAUGAAGUACUUCCGGUACCAUGGCAAAAAUGGUCUUGGAAGCAUAACAAGUAUCCGCCCCACAGUGCCGCUCAGUACAUCAUUCAACGACGAUGUCGUCGUUGCUAUCGUACUGAUGAAGGUGCCAGUGCUGGACGCUGCACUCGUAGACAGCAACAGCAGUGGAUUGGUGCUCAGCCCAGUGUUGUCCCUGAUCGCCUACAGCAGGGAGCGACAUGUCAGUCUCACUCACACAUUCAACCUCCUACACACGAACAGCGCAGUUGAGCAGUUCCGCGAACAAGAGAAGGGAGGACAUGUCCUGCAGUGUGUGUUCUGGGAUAACAGUUCCAGUGCAUGGUCAACAUAUGGAUGCACUAUGACGUCAACAAACAACCUGACGUCACAGUGUCACUGCAACCACACCACCAACUUUGCCAUCCUGAUGCAGAUCAAUGAUUUCGAGCUAGCCGCUAGCGACAAGCUAGCUCUGGAGGUGAUCACAUACAUCGGCUGCAGUGUGGCGCUCAUCACUCAAGUGUUUGCCAUCACCAUCUACACGUUUGUCGGGUCCCUGAACUCUGAGCGAGUGUACAUGUAUGUUCACCGGAACCUGUGUAUCGCCAUUGUGUGUGCUCAGGUCACCUUCCUGGCGGGCAUCGACGCCGUACAACACAGGCUGGUGUGCGCGGCGGUGGCGCUGGUGCUGCACUACUGCUACACCGCCGUGUUCGUGUGGAUGCUGGUGGAGGGGCUGCAUCUCUACAGCAAGGUGGUCCAGGUGUUCGGCACCGAGCGCUCCCGCAUGAUCUACUACAUGACCUUCGGAUGGGGUGUACCGGUGAUCCUGGUGACGAUCUCCGCCGCGGCCGACUGGGAGGGGUACGGUACAGAGCACAGCUGCUGGCUGUCCACUAGUCGGAAAACCAUCUGGACAUUCGUUGGCCCAGCCCUCGCCAUCAUAAUAGUUAACAUGGUCAUCCUGGCUGCCGUCAUACGGAUCGUCAUAUCCUCGUCUAAACUUGAGAAACACGGCGAGUAUGACCACAUAAGGGCCGGCAUCAAGGGGGCGUUGUUUCUCCUCCCCCUCCUUGGACUAACGUGGGUGUUCGGGCUGGCUGCCGUCAACCAACGCCUCGUCGUCUUCCAGUACCUGUUUGCCAUCUUCAACUCCCUGCAAGGAUUUUUCAUCGCAAUGUUCCACUGUGCGUUCAACGGCGAGGCGAGUAUAAUGAUUUCUGAAACCUUGUCAGCAGCAGUGUGUUUAUAG
Messenger RNA from Haliotis rubra (blacklip abalone), 3471 nucleotides. RefSeq lists its product as uncharacterized. The transcript has 23 exons. Gene Ontology annotation, cellular component: membrane. The coding region runs from base 1 to 3471 and encodes 1156 amino acids. Lineage: Eukaryota; Metazoa; Mollusca; Gastropoda; Lepetellida; Haliotidae. Gene Ontology annotation, biological process: adenylate cyclase-activating G protein-coupled receptor signaling pathway; cell surface receptor signaling pathway. Gene Ontology annotation, molecular function: G protein-coupled receptor activity. The record is from RefSeq and is a predicted model, not a curated record.